Ostrea edulis (European flat oyster) is the source of this 2895-nucleotide messenger RNA. RefSeq names its product synaptotagmin-6-like. The coding region runs from base 683 to 1942 and encodes 419 amino acids. Gene Ontology annotation, biological process: cellular response to calcium ion; calcium-ion regulated exocytosis; regulation of calcium ion-dependent exocytosis. The transcript has 8 exons. Gene Ontology annotation, molecular function: clathrin binding; calcium-dependent phospholipid binding; phosphatidylserine binding. NCBI's taxonomy places the organism in Eukaryota, Metazoa, Mollusca, Bivalvia, Ostreida, Ostreidae. The record is from RefSeq and is a predicted model, not a curated record.
AUAACUGUGGAGAAUUACAUUCAGCAGAGGUGCGAAGUUUCAUAAAUCUUACUCGUUACAACACAUGAGUGAACAUAUGUAUGCAUCAGCAGAAGUGUAAAUGGACAUUCGGGGAAUGAGCAUUUAGCUCACAGAUGGACACUCCAUUUAACCAUAUUAACAACUCUUCAUUUCCAUGACGAUCAUCUCCAUUUUGUUCUUAUCAUUUCCUUUUUUUCAUAAGCUUAGACGAACAGAUUUUGAAAGAUUCUGCGGGUGUCAAUGUGCCAACGUUGUGAAGUCGUGGCUGCAGCUCAACACAAAGAACUGCCAUUGAUUGCUGCCCACACACUCGGUCUAUAGGCGGUGUUGAAGGGAGCUUCCAGCCGACCAAGGCGACGUCACGACGACAUCACUCUCAGGAAUUUUUUUUAACCUCUUAUUUGCAUCAUUGAGAAUUAGAAUCUCCCAGAAAAUGUGUCAAUCGACAUGGUCCUUCUGAUUAACGUGAAUGCCGCGGAAGCAGCCAUUUAAUUGAUAGUUUUGCCGUGCUUAACGUCAUACGUUUGUUUAUGUGAUAAUGAAUUCUAAAUAGUGUUGAUGCUCUCCGUGUUCAGUGCUUUAUGGAGGUAAAAUGGGUCCAGGGAUUUGUUUACGUAUCGCAAGAGACUUUGAAAAACAAGUUCAUGCUAGGAAGUAGACGAUGAUGAAUGCCGUCAUCCUCGGAAUUACGUUGAGCCUUGUUGGCAUCAUCGGGGGAGUUGUUUGUUUCGUACUCUGUAGAGUAUACCGGAAGCGGCAACACAGGCAGAGUAUUCGUACAUUUCCCGGAUAUGACGCAGUUGGUGACUACAAACCACCAUCUCUGAUGUCCAUUUCUACAACCUCACAGGAAGCGUUUUUGACAAAAGAGCACCGUUCUGUACAACCGUCGUCCCUUCCGUCCACAUCCCGGGGGAGUAUAUCUACAAUGUCGAGGGGAAGUAUCAAGAGUGACCCUUUCACCGAGGAAACCAGCAGUAUUAGUGCACGGAGCGAUACUAGUGGUGACAGUCUCAUAUUUGAUCCUAACUUUGGUGCUAUACGACCUGAUCUAUAUCCCCGGAAGGACGCCGUUCUUCAGCAGUCGUCAGUGGAGCAGAGUCAGGGUAAACUUCAUAUCCGGAUCAAAUACGACUUCCGGACCUCCGAUGUGCUCGUCCAUCUCAUUGAAGCUCAAGAACUUCUGGUAGACAAAUUACGUGAUCCUGAAGGAGGCUUUGGUGAUCCGUAUAUCCGGAUUAAUAUGGUACCGGAAGUUGAUGAGAGGACACGACAAUCAUCUGUCAAACGCAGAACCCACAAUCCGUUUUACAAUGAAUACUUUAAAUUUCCGGUGACAGUUGACGAGGUCAAAGAACGAACAUUGAUUUUUCAGGUCUUUGACUAUGAUAAGUUUUCUCGUCAUAAAACAAUGGGAGAAGUUAGUGUCGAUCUGGGACAGGUUGACGUCACAAACAGUGUAGAAAUGUGGUGUGACAUUCAAAAGCAAAGUCAGCACAAUGAUAUGGGAGAAAUUUUGUUGUCGUUGAGCUACCUUCCCACAGCCGAACGACUGACCGUGGUUGUUUUAAAAGCUAAGGAACUUGUGAUGACAGCUGCCGGGGGAUCAUGCGACCCUUACGUGAGGAUUUCACUUAUCGUUGAUGGAAAGAAGGUAAAGAGAAAGAAAACCUCAGUCAAAAGAAGCACAACAUCACCGGUCUGGAACGAGGCUCUGACCUUUAAUAUCUCCUCAGAUAUGCUGCCAAAAUGUAAUCUUGAAGUAACAGUUCUUGACCAUGACCUGAUAGGUCACGGUGAAUUUGUUGGACGUUGCAUUAUUGGGCCAAGCCGACCGGAAGGGGAAGGCAAACAUUGGAAUGACAUGCUUAAUAACCACCGAAAGUCAAUGGCUAUGUGGCAGCACCUCUAUAGGCGAUAACACCGGAUGUUUUCGAAUUUUUAUGAUAAAGUUUUCCAUUGACAUUAUUAUGAAAAGUGCUUUAACAAGAAUGAUUUGUUUUCCAUUCUUGCCAAAGAAGUAGGGCAAAUAUCGCUUGUUUGUAGCUGUAUAUAGCUUGUGUUAUAUCGUAUGCCGUUAAUUGCCUUUACACUAUUGUGAUAAUGUUGCACAGCUCUAGCUUGCCGUUUUGGUAGACGUGUGGUGGCUGUUGAGCCACAGGGCCUAACCUUAGGUUGAAAUGUUUCUUACCAUCCAUAUUUGGUUACGAGAAAGUCUAAGCCCUGUCGCCUCUUUCAACAGUUAUAUACGAUGUAAAGACAGUUUCAUUCACAUUGAUUAUAAUAGAUAUUCAAAAUUGAUUCAGUUAUGUUGAAGUACUUACAUCGUGUAUCUGACCUGUUGAAAGAGACUUUCAUAAGCAGAAGAAAGUUAGUGAAAUUGUCACGCACAUCCCAACGCGACACACACACAAUUCUUUCUUGUUCAUUUGAUUUUGUGACGAAGAGGACUUUAUAACAGAUGUGUUCUGUUGCGAGGUAUAGUAGGGCAAUAUUGGUAGGUAUGACACACAAUGGUGUUCAAGUUUUAAAGAUAAAGAGAUGAACACUAUAAGUUGCAUCAUAAAUUGUUGGUCAUAUUUGUGCAUGCAAAACUGUAGGUCUCUGUCCACCAUUGCAGGUUUCUACAUGUAGACUUUGAAUUACAGUUUCCUAGUUAAUAUGGCCCCUUUCUAUAUCGAUAAGAUGUGUCAUUCAGUGAAUGUUGUGGCUACAGUGGCUAUGUCGGUACAUGUUAUAUCACGUUUUGCUUUUUGUAAUACAAGUGUUUACUAUGUUAUAUGGAUGACUGUAAAUGUUGAUGUUACUAUUGGCAGAAAAUGUGUUUUAUUUUUCUGAAAAGUUGAUAUCACAAUAAAUUUAUUGAACACCCAA